This is a messenger RNA of Pelecanus crispus (Dalmatian pelican), 2054 nucleotides long. NCBI's taxonomy places the organism in Eukaryota, Metazoa, Chordata, Aves, Pelecaniformes, Pelecanidae. The record is from RefSeq and is a predicted model, not a curated record.
AAACUCCAGACAGCUCAGAUUCUGGACUGGGAGCACAAGGGGAUGGCAUGAAGGAUUCAUCACCAAGUGCAGUAGCUAAUCCUAGCCUUUCAGCUAAUGAUGAUUUCAAAUCACAUGAGCUAUCCAAUCUUCGCCUGGAGAAUCAGCUGCUGCGGAACGAAGUUCAAUCUUUAAAUCAAGAAAUGGCUUCAUUAAUUCAGAGGUCCAAAGAAACACAAGAAGAAUUGAACAAAUCCCGGGAAAGGGUCGAGAAGUGGAAUGUUGACCAUUCAAAGAGUGACAGGAUGGUUAGAGAACUUCGAGCUCAAGUUGAUGAUCUGACAGAAGCUGUUGGUGCCAAGGAUUCACAGCUAGCUGUGCUGAAAGUACGGUUGCAGGAAGCUGAUCAGCUCUUAAGUGCUCGGACAGAAGCUUUGGAAGCAUUGCAGAGUGAAAAAUCACGGAUAAUACAGGACCACAGUGAAGGGAGCAGUUUGCAAAAUCAAGCCCUUCAAACUCUUCAGGAGAGGCUGCGUGAUGCAGACUCCGCACUCAAGCGAGAGCAAGAAAGUUACAAACAAAUGCAGAAUGAGUUUGCAGCUCGUCUAAGUAAAAUGGAAACAGAACGUCAGAACUUGGCAGAAGGGAUAACUGUAGCGGAAAGAAAGUAUUUGGAUGAAAAGAGGCGAGCUGAUGAGCUUCAGCAGCAAGUCAAACUAACUAAAAACCACCUAGAAUCUGCAAAACAGGAACUGACAGACUAUAAACAGAAAGCUACUCGCAUACUCCAAUCUAAAGAAAAGUUGAUAAACAGCUUAAAAGAAGGCUCUGGUAUUGAAGGCCUGGAUAGCAAUACUGCAAGCACAAUGGAACUAGAAGAACUGAGACAUGAGCGAGACACUCAGAGGGAAGAAAUACAAAAACUAAUGGGGCAGAUACAACAGAUGAGAACAGAGCUGCAGGAUAUGGAGACUCAGCAGGUAAGUGAAGCUGAGUCAGUGAGAGAGCAGCUUCAAGACCUACAAGAGCAAAUAGCAGCGCAUAAAAUGGCCAAGCAGGAGUCAGAAGCUGAACUAGAACGGCAAAAACAGGAACUCCGUUAUACCGAAGAAGAAUUGUAUCGAACAAAGAAUACUUUGCAAAGCAGAAUAAAAGACAGAGAGGAAGAAAUUCAGAAGCUCAGAAAUCAGCUCACAAACAAGGCUCUAAGUAGUAGUAGUCAGACAGAAUUAGAAAAUCGGCUUCAUCAGCUGACAGAAACACUAAUUCAGAAGCAAACCAUGUUAGAGAGCCUGAGCACAGAGAAAAACUCACUUGUCUAUCAACUGGAACGACUUGAGCAACAGCUGAAGGCAAUCCAAGGCACUAGUACUAACGGACCUUCCAUUAAUAUGGCAGGCAUUGAUGGUGCUGAAGGUGCUCGUAUGCGUAAUGUUCCUGUGCUGUUUAGUGACAUGGAUACUAACAUGGCAGGAAUGUAUGGGAGAGUUCGCAAAGCUGCUAGCAGUAUAGAUCAGUUUAGCAUUCGGCUGGGAAUCUUUCUAAGGCGGUAUCCCAUAGCAAGAGUCUUUGUAAUCAUUUACAUGGCGUUGCUUCAUCUCUGGGUCAUGAUUGUUCUACUUACCUACACCCCAGAGAUGCAUCAUGACAGUCCCAGCGGCAGAUAGACCGAGACAGGACCAUAUGCUGUGCUAAUGUAAUUUGGACUGGCAGUGUCUUUAGAAUAAUCAGUCGUGAAGUAUCAGCAAACUUUUCCUCAUGGUUUUCAGGAAGAAUGAAAACCAUCAUGCCUGAUCUGUCACUACUUUUUCAAAUACAUGUGUAAUACUAUGUAGCUUUUUCAAUUUACCUAAAGGAGUGUCAUUUUCCUGGAGAAAUAAAGCUAUUAAGUUAAGCUAUGGUUAGCCUUUACAUCUUAUAUAGACUUUCUGGUGGUUAGUGUAAAAGAUAAGGGUUGCACCUACAGAGAAAUGCAAGGAUUUCUGAAAUUCCAGCUAUAUAUGAUAUAAACUAUUUUAGAUCAUAAUGGAUGUGGGCUAUGGUCAGGUAAUAAACUGUACUUAGCAAUUUAAAUA